This is a messenger RNA of Macadamia integrifolia, 3598 nucleotides long. RefSeq lists its product as uncharacterized. Bases 497 to 3196 code for a protein of 899 amino acids. Gene Ontology annotation, cellular component: chloroplast outer membrane. NCBI's taxonomy places the organism in Eukaryota, Viridiplantae, Streptophyta, Magnoliopsida, Proteales, Proteaceae. Gene Ontology annotation, biological process: chloroplast organization. The transcript has 9 exons. The record is from RefSeq and is a predicted model, not a curated record.
UUUGUUGUCUUUGGCUCCUAGCCCAGCUGUUGUAACAAUAUACAUAUUUCAGCCUUUUACUUUCUUUAUCCAUUUUCUCUCUCUAAAACUCUGAAUCUUACAGAAUUCUGGGUGUUUCUUGAAGCUGCUAAUGAAGCCAAGGCCCAAGACAGUGCGCCGCACGUUUUCAUUUUUUUUUUUCCCUCAAUUUUUCAACCCUUCCCUUUGAACAAAGCCGUUUCAGUUUUGAAGUUGGAAAUUUUCUUUGUUUGCUUGUUUGUUAAAUUGCUUAACUCCCACCAAAAGCCUGGAGUCCCUGGACCUACCACCCCUUCUUCUUCUUCUUAUUUUUCUUAUUUUUCUCUUUAUAAUACUCUUUAUUCUCCUUGGCCAACUUGAUCAGCUAUCGUUUGGGGUGAUCAGGAAUGGAGUCCCAUACACAAUCGGAAUCAGAAACCCACUUGCUUUGAUUCAUCAUUUUCUUCUCUCAGUAGAUAGACAACAUCAAGAGUUAGCAAUGUCGCACGGAAUUCGCCAGCCUCAACCAAUAUUCAUUCCUCGCAAGUCUGAUGGAUGUGAGGCAACCAAGAGAUAUGAUUCACCUAAGAAUCAGAAAAGGAUGGCAGAUUGGAUGAUAAGCAGUUCAUGUGGAUGGGCCGGAAAUUUGAUGUUCAUGGUUGAGCUCCGGAAGAAGACCCUGCGCUUUAGAGACAUUAUUGACCUUCCCCCUUGCAAUGGAUCUGGUCCCAUCAAGGAGUUGUUGAUGAAAACUGCCAACGACCUCCAUAAACUUUACCCCAAAGUUGUAGCUAGCAUUCCAAUGUCAGAUGUGGAUGCCACAACUGUACAACAGGGAUUAGUCUUCUUCUACAAUGCUCUCAAUUCUGUUGGAGAUUCAUGGACUGAGAAUCACAAGUGGUUGACCAAAUUCAAAUGUGAGAAAGAUGGUGACAUGGAAGACAUUGAUUCAGAGGAGUUUGGUGAAAGAGUGUUGGAGAAGCUGUGUUACAUGAUUAAGAUAGCAACAGAAAUGUUUGAUGUGAUGGAUGAGGAAGAACAGAAGAGCGAUAAGAGUCCACGAGACAUGUUAACUGAAUCAUACUCAAACAAUAAAUCACCCUAUCGUCAAUCUCCAGACACCCCAACUUCAGUACUUCCAGACUUUAUCCACAAUUCCCCAAAAAAUGGGGAUAUUGCAGACUUUUCUUAUUCACCACCUCUUCUCAUGCCUCUCAGGAUUCAGGCUGUUGGGAAAUUGAAACCCAUUGAUGUAAAGCGACUUGCAUUCCACAGUUUCUCUUAUGCAUCACCAUCUCGAGCUUCAUCUCGAGCUUCCAGUCCUGAGAGUCAAAGUAGCGGGAUAUUGGAUGAACCUAUGUCAGAGGCCCAAGAAGAAAAGAGUGAUUUAAAAGAAAAACCAGAUUCAGAGAGAAAAAAUGACAUCAGAGAAGACAAUGCUGCAACUGUUACUCGAGAGAUUAUAAUGAAUGAUUCAGAUCAGAUGGCCAGAAAUGAGGAUGGGAGUGUAUCCAGUUGGGAAUCUCCCAAAAGGAGAGGGCCCUCUGUUCUAGUUUCAUCACUUACAGCAAAUGGACUCCAGCUACAGUCACCACCCCAAAAAUCAACCACACUGCCACCAAAUGUCUCAUCAGCACCACCACCACCUCCACCACCUCCACCACCAAUGUUUCUGGAAAAUAUAACCACAACCCCACCCGUACGACUCAAGUUUCUGCCUAAUGCAUCCCCAGCAGUAGCUCCACUGACACCACCACCGAUACUGCCUCCAAAUGCUACAGAAACCUCAACAUCAGUAUCCAAUGUUCUGCCAAAGCCACCGGCACUACUACCACCAUCAGGAGCAGUAGCAACACCACCUUCGCCACCGCCACCACCAUUAACACCGGCUUCAAAAGCUAUAGCAAACUCACCAUCAGUGCCCAAUUCUCUGCCAAAUGUAUUAAUACCACCCCCACCACUACUACCACCAUCAGGAGCAGUAGCAACACCACCUCUUCCACUACCACCAGGAGCACCACCUCCUCCACCUCCACCUCCACCUCCAACACCAGGAGCAACAGCACCCCCACCCCCACCUCCACCUCCAAGAGCAACAGCACCACCACCACCACCACUACCACCAGGAGCAACACCACCAUCACCUCCACCACCAGGAGCAACAACAGCACCACCUCCACCAGGAGCAGCUAUCCCACCCCCACCACCCAUACUUCCAUCAAAUGGAUCAGUGCCACCACCUCCCAUGCCACUUGGAAAAGGAGCAGCUCCUCCACCACCCCCUGGACUUGGUGCAGCAAAAGCACUGCGUCCCAAGAAAGCAAAUACCAAAUUGAAGAGAUCAACCCACAUGGGUAACCUGUAUCGAGUGCUCAAAGGAAAGGUUGAAGGAUCUAAUGUUGAUGGCAAAUCAUCUAAUGGGAAGAAGAGUCAGAUUGGGGCCUCCGGGGGUGGAGGUGGGGGUGGAAAGAGCAUGGCUGAUGCAUUAGCAGAGAUGACAAAAAGAUCAUCCUACUUCCUACAAAUUGAAGAAGACAUCAAGAAUUAUGCAAAAUCAAUAAAUGAAGUUAAAAAAGCCCUUAAUUCUUUUCAAACAAAGGAUAUGGCUGAGAUGCUUAAAUUCCACAAACAAGUCGAACAACAACUUGAGAAGCUGACAGAUGAAUCCCAGGUACUAUCAAGAUUUGAAGACUUCCCAACAAAGAAGCUGGAAGCAUUAAGGUUGGCAGCAACAUUGUACUUAAAGCUGAAUGAAAUAGCCACUAACCUAGAGAGCUGGAAGAUAGCGGCUCCUGUGGGUCAGCUUCUUGAAAAAUUUGAGAUCUACUUCAAUAAGAUCAAGGUAGAAUUGGAUGCACUGGAACGAACCAAAGAUGAAGAAGCUAAAAAAUUGCAAAGUUACAAUAUCCAUUUUGACUUUCAAAUCUUGGUGCGAAUCAAAGAAUUGAUGGUCGAUGUCUCAUCAAAUUGCAUGGAGUUGGCACUGAAGGAAAAAAGAGAAGCAAAGGCAGCAUGUGCAGUCCAAGAAAAAACUGGAUCUAAGGCUGAAAACCGAUCGAAGGCAUGCAUAAAGAUGCUUUGGAGGGCUUUUCAGUUGGCCUUUAGGGUCUAUUCCUUUGCUGGUGGACAGGAUGAUAGGGCUGACAUGUUGUCCAAGGAACUGGCUCAUGAAAUACAGACCCAUCCUCAUCACUACUGAUAUAAUAUCAUCCCGGUAAUAUGCGAGAUCAGAACUAUUUCAAGUGCAGUGGAUAGUUCCUCAUUUUUUUUCGCAAGUUUACAAAGAGGAUCAAUGAGCAAGUCUGCAUGUGAGUUUAUGAUCUUAAUAAACCAAAUAGAUAGAAACACAAAUAUAUAAGUUAAGCUCUUACUCCACUCCACUGUGCUAGGCUGAUGUCUUUUGUCAAUUGUCUAAUUAUAACCGAAUCUUGAGUGAUUCCAUGGUCAUGGAUUAGAAACAUUUCUUUAUGCGGCUUGUGAGUGAAAACGAUGUGAGAGUUUUUUUUUUUCCCUAUUUUUGAGUUUCAUUCUCACUUAAAGCGUGAAAAAACAAAAAAAUUACUGUAUGAAAGAUAUUGUCAAGUCUGAUUUAUUUGGGAUA